Penicillium oxalicum is the source of this 1188-nucleotide messenger RNA. Its product is annotated as putative RNA binding protein Rnp24. The record is from RefSeq and is a predicted model, not a curated record. The coding region runs from base 1 to 1188 and encodes 395 amino acids. Gene Ontology annotation, molecular function: RNA binding. The transcript has a single exon. Lineage: Eukaryota; Fungi; Ascomycota; Eurotiomycetes; Eurotiales; Aspergillaceae.
AUGGCCGAAACUGCAGACCUCAGUCAAAAGAAGCGCAAGCUCCAGGAGGGUCCUGAACUGGAGAUUGACCUCGCUGCGCCGGAGCCGCCAUCGAAGAAAGCACUGCGAAAGGCGAAGAAGGGAAAGAGCGUCGAAGGGAAGAGCCAUGAAACCGAGAAAUCAACUGCUGCUUCCACCAUGACGGCUACUACCGAGACCUCCGAAUCCAAAGAUGCCGACGAAUCGCAGGGAAAGCGCUCACAGUACGGAAUCUGGAUCGGCAAUUUGUCCUUCAACACCAGCAAAGACGAUCUUCGCCAAUUCCUUAUUGACAAUUGCUCUAUUACCAGCGACAUGAUUACAAGAGUCCAUCUACCAAAGGGUCCUGAAAAAUUCGGACGCCCGCAAAACAGGGGUUUCGCCUACAUUGAUUUCUCCAAAAAGAAAGCAGUGGAGGAGGCCAUUGGUCUAAGCGAGCAACUGCUUACCGGUCGCCGGGUGCUGAUCAAGAAUGCGAACAGUUUCGAAGGUCGGCCCGAGAAGUCCGCGGAGCAAGGUAGUGCUGCCGCCGCUACCAAGUCCGGCCAUCCUCCAUCCAGACGUAUCUUCGUGGGCAACUUGAGCUUCGAUGUUACAAAGGAGUCGUUGGAGGCACACUUUGCCAGAUGUGGAGUGGUGACAAAUGUCCAUAUGGCCACUUUCCAGGAUAGCGGAAAAUGCAAGGGGUAUGCUUGGGUGGAGUUUGAGGACAUUGCCGCCGCUGAAUCAGCGGUGAAAGGAUUUGUGAUGGAGAAGGAAGAUGAUGAGGAAGAGGAGGAUGAAGCAGAGGCGGAGGACCAGAAGCAAUCUGAUGAUUCAUCAGACUCAGAGGAGGAGGCCAAGAAGUCUAAGUCAAAACCAAAGAAGAAGUCCAAAAAGCCCUUUCAACGUCGGGUUUGGGUGAACCAACUCUUAGGCCGCCGUCUGAAAUUGGAGUUUGCCGAAGAUGCAACAACCCGAUACAAAAAGCGGUUUGGAAAGGAUGGUGAAGGGAGGAAGAACGAGCAACCGGCCAUCACUGAAGAGGGUGCUGCGCCAUCAGCGGAGCAACCCCGUACUCGCAGACAGAGACGUCCCUCUAUCGAUGAGUCGCGAUAUACCAAAGAGACUGUCCAACGACUCAGUGGUGCUAUCGUCGAAGCCCAAGGCAAGAAGGUCACUUUUGAUUGA